Molecule: messenger RNA, 6748 nt
Organism: Parus major (Great Tit)
Lineage: Eukaryota; Metazoa; Chordata; Aves; Passeriformes; Paridae
Gene: CCPG1
Product: cell cycle progression 1
Exons: 11
Coding region: 35-2503 (822 amino acids)
Cellular component (GO): membrane
Source: RefSeq, a predicted model, not a curated record
GCCGAGCCGCGCUCUGGUUCAGCGUGCUUUGAAGAUGUCUGAAAAUUCCAGUGAUAGUGAUUCAUCUUGUGGCUGGACUGUCAUCAAUCACGAGGGUUCUGACAUAGAGACAGUGACCUCAGAAAAUGGAAGCACAAAUGAUAACCAUGAGUUUGUUUCAGAAGAAUAUGUUUCUUUGCAAGAAGAGGAGCAAGCAAUUGAUUUGCAAGCUCAGUGCAACAAUGAUGAAGAGAUCCCAGCAGUAGAUAAUACUCUAUCUGGUUUUGAGGAAACUCAGACAGUUCCAGAGGGAAGUAAAGAAAAAGUUCCUGAUGAUGUGUCCUGCAUUGGAGCUAUUAGUGAUGAUUCUGACAUUGUUACACUUGAAGCUCCAAAACCUGAAGAAACGCAGAGUCAGGAGGAAGCUCCAGCUGAUGGUGAAGAAGCUCAGAGUUCAGAGGAUUUUAACAUGGGUUCCUCCUCUAGCAGUCAAUAUGCAUUUUCCCAUGUAGAAACUGUCAGUUGGCUGGAGAAGCUGUGGAAGAUUCCUGAUUGUGUAAGGGGAUGGGGAAAUGAGGUGAAAGAGCAUGUAUCUCGCAGUCUUCCUUUCCAAGUUUUUUCAUCUCAGGCCAGCCCUGAGGAGUCGAGCAGUGAUGAAACCAGCAGCCAGGGCAGCCCCGCAGUGCGCAAGCGGCGCCCGAGGAAGCGCGGGGUGUCGAGCUCGGAGCCCGAGGGGUCGGCACCGGCAGAGCCCGAGGCGGAGCCACCCCGGGAGGAGCAGCACAAGCGCCAGUUCAGCAGUGGCCUGAACAGAUGCAUCAUCCUGGCGCUGGUGAUCGCCAUCAGCAUGGGCUUCGGACACUUCUACGGUACAGUGCAGAUCCAGAAACAGCAGCAGCUGGUGACAAAGACACGUGAAUUAAAAGAUAUGAAAGAUGACCUUUACCAGUGCCAACAAGAGCAAGGAGAUCAAGUGCACCACAAAGUGGGGUCACUCAAGGGAGACCUUGCCACAUGUUUGACCUUUACUGAGGUGGAGAAGAAAUCCUUUGAUUCUCAAAGAAAAAGUCUUGCUGCAGAAAAUCAGCACUUAAGAGAAUCUCUAGAGAAGGAAGAAAAAGCUUUGGCCUCACUUCAGGAAGAAUUAAGGAAGCUAAGACAACAAAUUAGAAACUUAGAAGAUAAAGGUAGUAGCACUGAAUCUAUUGUAAUAGAAAAUCAGAAACUAAGGGAGCAUUUGGAAGAGGAAAAGCAAAGGAACAGCAAUUUUCUCAGGCAAAAGGAAACACUCUUUGCAGAGGCGCAGAUGUUAAGGCGAGAACUGGACAAAGAACGUCAUGUUACAGAAGCUCUGAAAAAAGAACUAGAACAGUUAAGUUCUCGUCAAACACCUGACAGUGCUAAUGAUGAUGAUGAGGCAUUAAGAGAAAAUCAAGAAAUAGAAACUCUACGAGGAAGACUGGUAGAACUAGAAAAAAAGCUAAACUUUGAGCAACAACGCUCUGACUUAUGGGAGAAGCUGUAUGUUGAAGCAAAAGACCAAUCUGAAAAACAAGAAAUUAAUGAAAAUGGACAAAAGAAAGGUGCUAAAGGGCAAAGUAAGAGUAGAAAGAAAUCAAAGGAGACAUUUUUUGGUUCAGUUAAAGAAACUUUUGAUGCUAUGAAAAAUUCCACAAAAGAGUUUGUAAGGCACCAUAAAGAAAAGAUUAAGCAGGCUAAAGAAGCAGUGAAAGAAAACUUGAAAAAAUUCUCUGAUUCUGUAAAGUCUACAUUCAGACACUUCAAAGAUACCACAAAAAACAUCUUUGAUGAAAAAGAGAAGUCAUCAAGUGAUAAAAGAUACGAAGCAAACAAGAAAGCUCGAACUUUUUACCGAGACCACAACUCCUACGAGAAUCUGAAGCACAUGCAUUACAGGGGACCUCACAUGCCAAAAGAAUCCAGAAAUGGCAGAAAACAUCAUUUUACAACAUUUGAAAAAGAUUCAGAUUCCCAGAAAUGUCUCAAUGAUCAUCUGUGUAAUAGAAAACAGCAGUUUGCCCUAAAGGGCUGCUCUGGUAUUUUUGAAUGUGCUCAUCAAGAAUUCAUUAGUCUCUUUAACAGAGUUUCAGAUCCCAUCAGGGUGGAUGAAUUUAAUCGGCUAAUGAGAAAGUAUUUGCAACAAGUUGUACAUAACUUUCAUCACUGGAGAGAACUAGAAAAUUUCAUCAAUAAGUUUUUUCAUAAUGGAUUGUUUAUACAUGACCAGAUGCUGUUCACUGAUUUUGUUAAUGAUGUCAAGGAUUACCUGGAAGAUAUGAAGGAAUACCAAAAUAAUAAUGAAAAGGUUUUUGAGGAUUUGGACAAAUACGUCUACAGAUACUACUUCCAUUAUGAUAAUUCACCCCAGUAUGGACCCAGUCGACCUAAAAGACCUUUUACACAAACUGAAAAUUCCAGACAUGAAAAACAAGCUCAGAAGUACCAACACCGUAAUAAAAGAGAAGGAAAGCCUGCUAGAAAAAGAAGUACCUAUCCUGUUUGAUCCUGUCUGAAGCGGAUAUUCACCAGCCACCACUGUUUGAGUGCAUGGACUUCAUUAAAGAUUUGAGGGGUUAAAAGGUACUGUGACUGCAGGUGUUUUUGCUUUUCACUGUUGCUUACUUAGAAGUGCAAUUUCUGGGGACAGAUGGCACAUUUGUUUUAACAUGGAUUGAGAAGAAUUCCAUUAAACAUUACUUUGUGGCCUGUAGAAUUUGCACAGAAGAGAGGGCAUAUUAAAUAUGAACAUUAAAUAUAUAUAAAUGUGAACAUUAAAUAUAUAUCAGUGGAACGAUAUCAAUACUCUUAUUAUGGACUAGAGGGGUCAAUUUUAAUAUAAGCUGUGUUUUAAAAAGUUGUGGAAAACAAUUUUCAAAAAUUUUAACUAUAACUCUUCCCUAAUUUAUUUUGUAACUUAUCCUCAGAGGUAGUUUGUUUCACCUUGCAGUUACCAUACCUGUUCUAGCACACUGAAGAGGAUCAAGUGACUGGGUAGUAACGUGUCAUUGUAAAACUCCUUAUUCAGCCAGCCAAGUGGGUUAGAGUAAAAUACAUCUGCUUCAUCAACAUAGCUCUCAUUGCCAGUUAGGUUUGGGGGACACUGAAGGAAUCUCAUUUUUAGAGGACAGUGAACAUGACUAGGGAGAAAAACAAAAACAAAUAUUUCAUGAUAAACUGACCAGAAUCAGAAAUUUGAAAUGACUCAUCUAAAAGGUACCUCAGUCAAAACAAAAACCAAUUAAUUUUUUUUUUCCUCAGAGUAGUAUUUUCUUCCCUUCAAUACUUCAUAUGGAAGCAAAGCAGAACAAGCAGACUCAGCUCCAAACUGCUGGGACAGUGUUGUUAGCAGUUAAUAGAAAAUACAUUUAUCUUAAUAAAAAUACCAUAUGUUCAACAUCAGUUUCUUAAAAAGGUACUUUCCCAUAUCAGCUUCACUAUAUCUGCUUUAACACUUUGUUUACUUUCAGGACCUACUGCAAACCUUCUGCAGUGACCUAAGUCAUUCUGUUAUAAUGUUUCUUUACUACCUAGCAGCAGAAGUAAAAUCAAUACAGUUUGAUGGUAACAAUUAGUGUUUGGUUUUGCUACAAAUGAUACCAUAAUGAAGAAGUAUGACUUACUCAGAGAAGUCAUUAGAUUUUCUGCAUAUACUCAUACAAAGCUAUUUCACAAAAAUUAAUAAAGCUUAGAUGCUGAAUUUUAUUCUGUGGUAUAGGCAUUUGGUUUAUAUCCCCUAUUCACUCUAUUAGCUGUAUGAAAAAGCAAAAGUCUUCCUGUAUACAUUUCUCUAUCUCAAUUUAUUAAGCCAUGGAAAAAAGAAAUCUUGAUUUGUGAUUAAGAGUUUGGAUAUUAAUGUAGUGCAUUGUUAACACUUUCAAUACCUGUAAAAUGGAGUAGAGUGGCAUGGCAUCAGUAUGAAGACAAAAGCUUGUGACUGCUGAGAGUUAUUGCAGAGCUGCUGGAUGUGACUCAUAACAUCCAGAGUGCCUCGCUGGUGAACCAAGCCUGUGUACAGGGCUGGGACUAAAUUGGAUAAGAGCAGGAAACUUGCUGCAGUUUUCUUCCAUGCUUUCAGGUGUUUCAAUGAAUAUCCUAUAGAAACAUUUGAGUAAAUUUGGGAAAUAAACAAUUCACACAUUUCUGAAAAUACCCAAAUACGGGGGCAACCAUUACUCAGUCAAUAACAACACUUUGCUUUGAGAUACUUUACUACAGUAUUGUCUUCACUCUUUGAAUGGAAAUUCAAACGUUAGACUUUGCUCUUUUAAUUCUUGGAUUUAAUGGAGUAAAUCUUAAGCACACACCUGUCUCCUGAAAUACAGAAAUAUAGUUUCAAAACCAGUGCUUUGUCUCUUUAAAUUUAAUUUCUUGUAGUGAAUAAUAGUCCAUUCAGUAGUUUGGAUGAAUGAUAUAUGGCAACUUUCUGAGGUGUUCUGAUUCAAUCAAGUCCAUGUAGAGCCAGAAUAAAUGGUAACUACAUGUGCAUGGCUGUGGUAUUAUUUUUCUCCAAAAUGCUGAAAAUUACAACAUUCCUUUAUUGUUACUGAAUUUUGAGCUGCUGGACUUGGAAGAGCAUACUCCUUCAUUUUUUUUCCCCAUCUCCCAUUGCUGCCCCUUUUCCUCACUUUUCUUGAAGGACCUAAUAAUGGGAAAAGGCAAUUCUCCUGGUGGGAGAUGAUUGCAGAAGUUCCUUUCUCACAUCCAGCUUAGACGAAUACGGCACAGACACCAGCUUCAUGUUGCAGUCAGUCUGAAAACUCUUUUCAAGUCACAUGCUUGUUGGUAACAUGAGAAAAAUAGUUUAUGUAGCUUUGUGACACCUGUACUGAAUCACUGAAAACAAGCUACAAGGCAUGUUCCAGAAAUCAGUAACAAACAAAUUAAAUUAGUCUUCAGUUGGUCAGUUCUGCCAAAUUGUAUCUUGGAUGAAGAUUAAGUCUACAAUUCACUUGUGGUUUAAACACAAUUGGUAAUAUUCUAUUAUGGGCAUUUUUUAUACUGCUUUUGUGAAACACUCCUGGCUUAUGUUUGUGUGCUUGGAAAUUACUUUGAAAUUCAAGUGGAGUUUUUUCUGCUUUAUUUUAUAAUGUUUUGAGCAAUUAAGAUCACUUUGUAACCAUGGACUUAUCAGAAAUAACUUCUGUAGUUUUUUUAAGUAUCCAAAUGGAUGAUAAUGAAUUGAUAAAUUGAAUAGAUGACCUCAUUCCUUUACAGACAUGAAAGCUGAGAGAUACUCACUAUUUUUUGUUAUUUGACUGGAAUUCUUCAGCAUGUAAGGUAGAAUGGGUUCAUCUUACUGCUACCGAACUAAGCCAAGACUUAUUACAUAUUUGAUUUUAGCAGAGAGCAAAAUUAUUGAAAUAAGAUUUACUUUUGUUUAGACUAGAGAAAUAGGCUAAAGAACUUGUAUUUAAACUGAAGCUAUAUAGCUUCAUGUUCCAGAAGUUUUAAUCUUUCAUUGUAACAUCUGAAUCUAGAAAAGGGUAGUUUAACUUUAUCUUGCAUAAUGAAAGACAUUUGUCAAGCAUAUCUGAAAGUACUCUGCAGAAGAAUACUGCAAAGAAGCCAAGGAACAAGAUUCAUUUUAAGGGUGGCAGUGCUGAAAAGUUAGGACACAACUGUCAUGUUUUUGCAGGAAUACUGUUACCCAUGCUGAGGAUUCUUUAUCUGUGCUAUAGUCACUUGCUCUUCCUUAUCUUUUUUCUUUCUUUUUUUAACUAGCUGUAAGAAAUGGCUAGGCUAAUUUUAAUAAUCCUUUAUCAAAUACCUACAUUGACCAUUAACAGUCUCUCUCUGGGUAAAAAUUAUAUCCAGACAUUUGAAACCAAUGCUUACCACAAAAAAUCAUGCAGAAUGGCAGUACUGGAUAGAUGAACCUGAAUUCCUUAUGGCUCAGUGUGCUGUAACAAAAUAUAUAAUAGUACAUCAAGAAAGUUAAAUGCUUCAGUUCUAUUGGCAGAAUGUGUUUCAGAGCACAGAGGACUGGAAAAGCACAUGCAUGUAUUAAGAAGCUUUUGGUACUGAAGCAGUUGGAAGUAAAAAUCCAAAUUCUCACUUUUGAAGAACAUAAGUCCAUUUGAAUUAUUUAAUCAGUUUAAACCAAGCACUGGUAAAAAUUCCUGGCUACUAAAAUUAAGUGGUCUGAUUCCUUGACAACUACAUGUAAUUUAGCCAGUACUUCACCCAUCUGUUUUCUGAAAUAAGACACAAUAUAUAGUGUGGAUGAAAAGCUAAGACUCAAGUGCCCAUUUAUAUCUAGCAAAUUAACAGUCACCCCUGCAAAUACAACAAUAAACCAUUUCCCAUGCCGACUUUUUUGGGGAUUACCGCAACACUCAUGUCUUGCAAAUCAAAGAUGUUCUUACAAGACUACGGGAAGUAAAAAAGUCCUAAAGCCAAGAGAGCUACUUCCAGUUUUGAGCUGGAAAGAAGAAAUGGCAUUUCUGGUCUUGCUACUGUUUUGCUGUAGCCUAUUACUACAAUAGCAUAAAAGUAUUUAUUGCUUCGUAUUUAUUUACAUGCUGUAUUUUUUCUUGUCUGAAAGUGUCUCUCCUGUUAAAGCUAGAGUUAAUUCUGAUGCUUUAGAAAAAGCUUACCUUUUCUUAUACUUCUGAGCUUAAAAUUAGAAAUACAGCCUUAUGAUAGUUGAGCUGUGUGCAAACUUGUGAAUGGAGUAAGUUGUAGAGGGCUAAGUACCUCUCAUCUUACUGAGGAUGUAUUAAAGAAUGAAAUGAAAUGGUGUUUUCAU